This is a messenger RNA of Rhizoctonia solani, 3984 nucleotides long. RefSeq names its product peptidase C14. The record is from RefSeq and is a predicted model, not a curated record. The transcript is spliced from 6 exons. Lineage: Eukaryota; Fungi; Basidiomycota; Agaricomycetes; Cantharellales; Ceratobasidiaceae. The coding region runs from base 1 to 3984 and encodes 1327 amino acids. Gene Ontology annotation, molecular function: protein binding.
AUGUCAAUUCGCGAUACGUUCCGCAAGUUCAAAUCCGACACGAAAUCACGCAUUUUCAGAACCAAUGGCGGAGGAAAUCCCAUAGAUACCGAAGCGGGUUCACCUGGAGAAAUAUUGACACCAAACACUUCUAAAAAUUGGACUUGCCUCAAAUCGUUUAUCAGAGCCCUGGAACAAGCCACAAAGUCAUUCCCACAGCUUCAGGCCAUCAUAACUGAACUUUCAGAGUGUAUUGAUAAGUAUGAUAAUGUCCUGCGUGAAAAUAAAGAAUACGAAAUGUUACACCGCGAGUUAGAGGAGCUAUUCCAAACACUGCAACAUCACUACUGUCGGGAUACCCCACCAGCGAUUACGACAGCAGUAGAGCUCCUGUGCAAAUUCAUCCGAGCUGAAAUUGCAAGCAUACGCAAACUACAGGAUAGGGGAAAGCCGCAGGAAUAUUUCCGGGUAGGGAAUGUGCUAGACGGAACGAUAAUACACUAUCGUAAAAUUCAAGGCUACCUCCAGCGUAUUUCGCUCAACGCAAACAUAUCUAUCUGGCGGAUUGUCGACGAGAUUGCUACGGAAACUCGGUUGAGAAACCUAUUACCGUCAUUAUCAGCCUGCUACAAUUCUGCCCAAUCAGUCGAACUCAAACGCGGGCCUUGUACGGAAGGCACACGCGUUGACCUACUCAGCCAGAUACUCGAUUGGGUUGAAAACUCUUGUUUAAGCUCUAUCUACUGGAUCAACGGUAUGGCCGGAACAGGCAAAACGACUAUCUCAUACAGCCUAUGCGAAAACCUUGAUGCUAAUCGCCAACUCGCUGCUAGCUUCUUCUGCUCUCGGGUGCUACCGGAAUGUCGAAACGUGAAUCUUAUUAUUCCUACGAUUGCUUACCAGCUUGCACGCGCUUCUUAUCCUUUCCGAUUUGCCCUUUCAAGAGUACUCGAAAAGGACCCAGAUGUCCAUACACGCUUACCGCACCUCCAGUUUGAUGCUUUGAUAUCCAAGCCCUUACUUGAUGUGGAAGAAUCGCUGCCUGAAAACCUGGUGGUAGUCAUUGACGCGUUAGACGAGUGCGAGGACAAAGAGAGCACGAACAUAAUACUGGAUGUGAUGUUCACCAAGUCGGCGGAUCUCCCAAUUAAGUUCAUCGUAUCUAGUCGACCAGAGCCAGAAAUACGGGAUGGAAUGGCGAAACAAAGCAACCGGGCCCAAUCAAGAGUAGUGCUGCACGAACUAGAUAAACUUGUGGUAGAAACGGACAUCGAAAAGUACCUAAGGGUAGCUCUAGCUCAGAUACAUCCGACCGAGGAGCAGAUAAUAGCGCUGGUCAAGAGGGCGGGCAUCUUGUUUAUCUAUGCUGCUACAGUAGUGCGGUAUGUCGGUUACGAUAGGUUCAGUCGAAGUCCUCGUACGCGGCUCAUUAACGUGCUGGAAUCAUCAAGUGUAUCAGAGAAUAAACAUAAAGAGAUUGACGAUCUGUACACGAUCAUACUUCGAGCGGCGCUUGAUGAUCCAAAGUCUGAUGAGGGCGAGAGAGAAGACAUACGUCAAGUGCUUCAUUCAGUCAUAUGCGCUCAAGAACCGCUGGGCGUGAGCGGCCUAUCCAAACUGUUGAAGAUCAACGAUCUCGAUCGGGUGCGCGCUGCCCUACGGCCCCUAUGGUCGGUGCUACAUAUCUCUGGGUCGGCUGAGUUGGUGACCACGCUAUAUGCAUCAUUUUCUGACUAUUUAUUUGAUUCGUUCCGUUCGAAGCAAUAUUACUGCGACUCGGGAACUCAUAACAGGACUAUGGCUAUGUGUUGCUUCGGUCUCUAUAGGGAUAUAAGUCCUCAGUUCAAUAUUGGUGGGCUGAGAUCAUCAUACGUACCCGAUAACGAAGUGGAAGACAUCGAAGAGAAAGUGCAGAACGUCAUAUCACCCGAAUUGUCCUAUGUAUCCCGGUACUGGGCUGUGCAUUUGCACUCUGCCGUAGGAUCUGCCGAUCUUAUGUCAGAGUUGGAAGAAUUUUUAUCAAUGCGAUUGCUGCUUUGGAUGGAAGUGAUGAACCUUAAGAAAUAUACUGGACAGAUGUCAAAGUCUAUACGGCUGGUGGAAACCUGGGGUGCGGAACGGCCAACAGGCUUAAAAACACUUAUACAUGAUGCCUGGCGCUUCACCUCAACCUUCGCGCGAGGUACGAUAUGUGAAAGUACCCCUCAUAUUUACACGUCGAUGCUUCCAUUCUGGCCAGCCGAAAGUCCUAUUUCCAAAUCCUAUGCAAAGUACACAAACAGAAUGGUUCAAAUUGAAGGGACAGCAACUAAACAACGACAGUAUGCGCAUUUAGCAACCUGGACCUGGCCCAUAGGUGGAAUAUCCUCAUUGGCGUUCUCCCCUGACGGAAAUCAGAUUGCUGUAGCUAUCGGCACCGAGUUACUGUUGUUAGAUUCAUCAACUGGUCGGAAAAUGCUCCCUCCUUUUGAAGGCCAUACUCAUUCUCUGUACUCUAUUCAAUUCUCGCCGGAUGGUGCGCGUAUAGUUGCUAUUUCAGUCAUAGGGGUCAUUUAUGUAUGGGGUUCCCGGGAUGGGAAGCUAGAACUCGGGCCCUUGUAUGGACAUCCAUCAGGUUUUCAAACCUCCGCAACUAUCGGUUUCUCACCCGAUAGUAGUCGCAUUAUUUGUGGCUCAUCAGAGGGCAUUUCCGUAUGGAACUCCCGUAACGGCGAGUGCAUAGCAGUCGCAUCUUCGGAGCACAGGUACUCCUCGAUAAAACUCUCAGCCGGAGGAGGUUUUUUAGUAUCAUCCAACCCCGAGAAUAUCCUAAUACACGACACUCAGAAAGGGCAUGUGUCUAGAACGCUUGGUCCCGACCACGGGACACAUUUUCUUUCCGUUGAUAUCUCUUCUGAUGGCACUCUUAUUGCAUAUGUAUCCCUUGGUGGUAUACACAUCUGGAACUGUGAGGCUGGACGAGUUGUAUUGGGCCCGCUCACAGCUCCGUACACUAGUACCAAGGCUAUCCCCAAGCUAGUCACAUUCUCACCUGGUGGGAACUACGUAGCCGCUGGAUUAUCAAGUGGUACCAUAUGCAUAUGGGAUACUGGGAGUGGUGACUUGGUGCUUGGCCCCCUGGAAGGGCACACCAGACACAUCACAUCAAUUGAUUUUUCGCCAGAUCGCAGUUGUCUCAUUUCCGGAUCAAGAGACAUGCCACUCCGCUUGUGGGAUAUUCAAUCGAUCAACACAACUCCUAACCCCUGUCCGGGACAUACGGACUCAGUCACAUCGGUCAAAUUUUCGCCUGAUAGUACUCGUAUUAUUUCUCAGUCGAAGGCUGGAAGUAUAUAUGUGUGGGACUCUGAAACAGGAGGGAUGACUAUGGGUCCUCUAUCGAUUAGUGGUAUUUCCGAAAGUCGGGUUGCAUUCUCGCCCGAUGCCACUCGUUUUCUCUGCACUACGGAGCAUGGCAUUACACUGAUGAGUACCUAUACCGGCGAAAUCAUUAUCAACCUACCCCGGAAGCACCGAUACUACUUUGGCUCGGCGCCCUUCUCUCCAGAUGGUGCAUACGUCGUUGUCGAAUGUUUCUUGAGUGAUUUCAUCCAAAUAAUGGCUGUCGAAACGGCCCAAACUCUUGCGACUAUUCAUCUACCAUCGGUCAACGGCCAACGUGGUUCUGUGGGCUCCGUAGUGUUUUCCCCCGAUGGUACCAAAAUCGCCAUCGGCUCAGGGUCUCCCAAUCUCCUUAUUUACGAUAUGCGCAACGGACGUUUAACACAUGGACCGUUUCUUGCAGAUACCUAUCGCUCGCAUUUAUUUAGUUUCUCGCCCGACGGUACUCGAUUAGCCUACAGAACCGAUUAUGAAUAUGGGCCAGACUUUUUGAUAAUAAAGGACUUACAAAGCGGAGAAACAUUGCUAGGGCCACUGGAGGCAGGCGACCAGCGAAGCGGGGUUAAUCUGAUUGAAUUCUCCCCGACGGAUCUCGCAUCCUUACAAGCGGUUCCAAUAGUAUAA